Messenger RNA from Puntigrus tetrazona (Sumatra barb), 2391 nucleotides. It is a transcript of the gene lmo2, whose product is annotated as LIM domain only 2 (rhombotin-like 1). Gene Ontology annotation, molecular function: transcription coactivator activity; DNA-binding transcription factor binding. Gene Ontology annotation, cellular component: nucleus. NCBI's taxonomy places the organism in Eukaryota, Metazoa, Chordata, Actinopteri, Cypriniformes, Cyprinidae. The record is from RefSeq and is a predicted model, not a curated record. Bases 478 to 957 code for a protein of 159 amino acids. The transcript is spliced from 3 exons. Gene Ontology annotation, biological process: positive regulation of transcription by RNA polymerase II.
GUGACUAGCGGCAUGUAGCGCUAUUUCCUCUCAUUGUCGAGCGGUCGUGAGCAGGAAGUCGGAAAAGAAAGCAGAAACCGAGGGGGCAGGGCCGUUUAAAAAUACCUGCUGCCCUACAAUAACGGGACCGCAGACGGCAGCCUUACGGGACAGCGCCGAGGAGACUCAAGAUGCAGCGCAGAGGAGAAACCACGCUCGACGCAAACGCGCUCGCGCUGGAGUAAACAAACGACGCGGCGUCCGUCAGUCAACGCGCAUCGCCAAGAAACACAGGCUAGGACGCAAAGGAGCUACGUUAGGUGCGCUUGAGAUUUAGCGUGCGUUAUGUGUGCUAGGUCGAAGAAGGCGGCGAGGCAGGUGCGUCUUUGAAGGACGUUGGCGGCGUUUCAACACCGCGGACGACGAGCGCGGGACGUGUUCGACCGGACGCGCGCGGAUCUAACGAGCUACUGAAUUAAUCCCCGAGCGAUAUUUAUCAUGGCAUCGACAAUUGAACGGAAAACGCUGGAAACGAACGAGGAGCCCGUCGACGAGGUGCUUCAGAUGCCGCCGUCGCUGCUGACCUGCGGAGGCUGUCAGCAGAGCAUCGGGGACCGCUUCUUCCUCAAGGCCAUAGAGCAGUACUGGCACGAGGACUGCCUGAGCUGUGACCUCUGCGGCUGCCGCUUAGGGGAGGUGGGCCGCAGGCUUUACUACAAACUUGGCAGGAAGCUGUGCAGGAGAGACUACCUCAGACUGUUUGGUCAGGACGGGCUCUGCGCUUCCUGUGAAAAGAGGAUCCGGGCUUUUGAAAUGACCAUGCGCGUCCGCGACAAAGUCUAUCACCUCGAGUGCUUCAAAUGCGCCGCCUGCCAGAAACACUUCUGCGUCGGAGACCGCUACCUGCUCAUCAAUUCGGACAUCGUGUGCGAGCAGGACAUUUUUGAGUGGACCAAAAUGAAUGGCAGCAUAGUAUAGCGCUCCGCUGAAGCCCUGAGCGAGAGGUAAUGUUCUGUCAGCAAACCCUUUACUUCAAAAAAAAAAAAAAAGAAUAAUUAUAAUUAUCCUUCCGGCUCCAGGAGCCACCGCCAUGGACAUGUUAUAAAACCUUCAUCUCAUGUAUUUAAGAAAAAUCGCCACCAGCAACAUAGACUUGUUUUUCUAUCGGCGUAUUUUUAAUAACGGCAUAAAUACAGUUUGUAAUGCAUUGCAAUAAAGGCAGGUUCCCUUUGCUACUUUAACGGAACGUUAGGACUACGGUGUUAUUUGUUUUUUGAAGUAACACAAUUGCCAUAAAAUGUGAAAACGUCUUUCUUAGAGCCUGAAUAAAGAAAAUGACUUGUAUACUCACAGGAGAGAGACUCGCUUACUAUAUAAAAACAUAUAUUACAAGACAAAAAAAUUACUUAAGUGAACGCCACUAUCAUAAGCCUACAGAUUGAGAAAUGAUACAGCCAGAUUAAGAUGCUAUAGAGAAAAAGUUCAUUCAAAAGACACGGUGACGAAUCCAUAAACAAAAUAAAGAAUAAACCAAAAAAAAUGACAUAAAAUGUAUGGCAUGUUGUCCUAUUCAUAUCCUUCUGGGGUUCACGGAGCUCAUUCGGGAGUAAAGCCCCGUCAUGGCAAAGCAACACAUCUGAAAGCCACCGGUUCUAAACAGAGCUAGAACGCUAUUAUGUGUUUUCCAUCCCACUGCCCAGCUUUGAAGGGGUUCUGAUCUUUAACAGAAGCCAGCGUUCAGACAGACGUGAAUGCUGCUCUUUUACUAACCUGGUUUGGGUGGACCGACCACAGUUGCGGAUUUUUUUGUUAGUUGUACCACCUCCGCUGGCUGCCUUUGGGAAGUCAUGAUUCAAAACAGCCCACCCUUCCACGAGGGGAAAUUUGUGAGGGAAAAUUUGUGAAAAGUUGUUUGUUUGCUCUUGAUCGCUGAGGUUGUUGUUCUCGCUCUGAACAGAGGGGGGCGCCAGAUACCAAAAAAAAAAUACAGCGCGUGAGCUACUGACAUGCGAAUAUAUAUAUAGCAUGUGUGAUUUACUUAAAAUGUCAAUUCAUUUAAUAUCUGAGUUUAGCAGAGACUGCAUAAACGUUGAUAUACUAACUGAAGAUGCACAUUCGUUUUUUAUUUAAAAAUAAUUUUAAGGGAACUUUUAUAUUCCAAUUUUUGUUUUUCAUGAAUGCCUUAUUGUUCUCUGUUUUGUAAAAAUAAUUCUGAAGAUUCCGAGUUUUACAAAAUUAAAAAGAGGAAGAAGAAUGUUUAGUUUAUUUAUGAAAUAUACUGCAAUGUCCAGACGUUUUAAGAAUUUAGGCUUAUAUAAGCUUCCAAUUAUGAAGCUGUUUUUGCAUUUUCUUACUAUAUUUGUUGCCUUUUUAAUUUGAUAAAUAAACAAAAACCAUGUAUAUAUCAUUUUA